CUUUGCUUUAUCAGACUAGAGCAGAAGAACAUCAAGGCUUGGAUUAUGCAUAUUCUAAUUUCACUACUGCUUCUGGCUACAGGUGGCCCAGGUGAAGCAGCUCACUGGCAGAAGCUGAAAUGUCCCUAUGAGCAAAACCACAUCAGCCUGCCGAGGGUCUGGUGUCGGCAGAGCUCAGAGGAGUGCUGCUCUGGCCUCGCCUUCAGCUGGGAUACUCCCUCAGUGCAUGGAGGCAAACUGAAGGUGACCGAGGACUCACGCUCCUUCACCGUGGAGCUGCUGGAGCCGAGCCAUGGAGAAGGAGUGUACUGGUGUGGGGUGCUGGGCAGAAAUGACACCAUCAUAAAGCUGGCUGAAGGCUACUUCUACUACUCAACCACAGGUUCUUACAUCUGGGCUUAUACUCGCUGGAUCCUGCUGUGUCUGCUGCCCACAGUGACCACAUUCACCUGCAUGUACGCCAGAAGAAUCGCCAGACAUCGUUCUCAGAAAGCAGAGGAGCCGUACGAUGACGUUGCUGUGCCCCGCUCUCUGACUGAUCCUCGCUAUGAAAACGCUGCAUCGUGCCUUCUGCAGGAGCGCUGAGGAGAGUUUACAGCCUGCUGGCACAAUCAAACACAAAACCUUCCAAGUUAUGCUGUUUUUCAGAUUGAUCAACGGUUAGAAAGAAAAAAAAAAGUAGAAAAAGACAAGACUUUUUUUAUUUUUAUGAAGAAAUAAGUUUGCAUUUAUUGGACAAACCAAACAUCGGCAAACUCACACAUAGUGUAAAGAUGGAACAUGUCAUGGGGUGAAAAAUAAAUGAAGGGUUUCAUUCCAAAAUGUCAUACAUCCAGUUGGAAAAAACACCUGAAAACACAAUAUUUCUAAAGUGCAAAUCAUUCUCAGAAACAGCAUUACUAACUUCUCCCCCUGGAUCUUGUCUGUAUUCAAUAAACCUGUACUAUUUCAGUG
Messenger RNA from Amphiprion ocellaris (clown anemonefish), 954 nucleotides. RefSeq lists its product as uncharacterized. The coding region runs from base 46 to 585 and encodes 179 amino acids. The record is from RefSeq and is a predicted model, not a curated record. The transcript has 5 exons. Lineage: Eukaryota; Metazoa; Chordata; Actinopteri; Pomacentridae.